Molecule: messenger RNA, 1969 nt
Organism: Ichthyophthirius multifiliis
Lineage: Eukaryota; Ciliophora; Oligohymenophorea; Hymenostomatida
Product: protein kinase domain protein
Exons: 2
Biological process (GO): protein phosphorylation
Molecular function (GO): ATP binding; protein kinase activity
Source: RefSeq, a predicted model, not a curated record
AUAAAAAACCAAACAAAAAUUUAAUUAAAAUAAAAAAAUGGGCAAUUAAUCUUAAUCAUCAAUUGUGGACAGACAAUUAUAUAACCCUUAAGACUUUACCCAAGCCUAAUCUUUAAACGAUGUCCGUUACGGGACAAUCAAAAUUUUAGAAAAUAAACAAUCAAAAUAAAAAGUGGCCGAAAUAACCAAAACUACAAACAAUGAAAAACAAUGGCAAACCCGAGUUGCUGAGUUAAAAUUCAGAAGUUUAUUAGAUCACCCUAAUAUAGUUAAAUUAUUGAAUUUCAAUUCUUAAUAAAACAACGAAUUUUGCUCGUCUUUUUACAAAAUAUGUCUUCUUUACGAAUAUUACUUUAAUGACUUAAAAACUGAAAUUUCCGAAAGGAGAAGAGUCAGAAUUCCAUACACUGAAGGUGAGCUUCUAUACUUAUUGCAAUCUCUAGCUAGUGCUAUCCUCUAUUUGAAGUCUAAAAAUGUAACUCAUGGAGAUAUUAGACCCUACAAUGUGCUCUUAAACGAUAUUGGUUAAGUAAAACUUGGUGAAUUGUACAUUUAAUCGUAAAACAUGUCCAAUUAUUCCCUCUUAUUAACGGGAUAAACUGAUGACUGCUAUAUAUCACCUUAAUUAUUAGAACAUUUGAAAAGAUUUAACCAAACCCCCACUUAUGAUGCCUCUAAAAACGAAGUUUUUUCACUGGGAAUGACCCUUUUAGAAGCUUCAACUUUAGAUAAUGUAAGCGCUAGUUGUUAUAAUAAAGAAUAAUACACACUAAAUUCUGAAAAGAUAAAUUCUUUAUUAUCCUAAGUAAGAUUAUAAUACUCUAAUAAUUUCUAUUAAAUUUUACAAAAAAUGAUACUCGAAUAAUAAUUAGAUAGAAUUUCUAUUGAGUAAUUAAACUCAGAAUUAGAGUCUUAAUGGGUCAGAAAUAAUGCUGCGAGAAAUAUUAGUACUAUAGAGAUUGUUAGUUAAUAAUAAUAACAAAUAGUAUAAUUAGAAACUCCGUUAAGUUAAAAUACAAUUAGAUAUGAAGUUUAAUAACCUACUUAUGUUUUAGAAUAGACAUAACCUGUAUAUCCUAUUGCUUAGAACAAUUUAAGCGACUUAGAUGCUAGAGUUGAAGCUAUUCUUAAAAUGAGCAGAGAAACAGUUUAAAAAUAUGGAGUAGCUACAAAUGAUAGUAAUGUAUAAACUAGUUAUACUACUAAUGUUUAUACUACAUCACUUCCUAAUGUUAAAUAAUAAGUCAAUUAUAAUUAAGCUGAAGAUUAAUUUAAAAUGUCUGGUAAAAAUUCCGUAAAUUAUGUUCCUUUUGACACAACUUAACAAGUAAAUUAUGCUCAAUUUACAAAUACUUCAGUAGGUUAAUAUGUUCCUUUAACUAUGAAUAGUAAUAAUAACGCAACUACUUAUACUUACGUAACUGAAUAAUAAUAAUAAUAAUAACCUUUAAACGCCUAAUAAUAAGAAACUUAAGUAUAAUCUAAUGAAAAUGUAAUAAAAAGGAGUAUGCCAAGAGUUUAAGCCUUUACUUCAAGUUAUUAAGAAGAAGAUGCAGUAAAAAGAGGUGGAAAUAAAAUGACAGAAUAAUCAUAUGAAAAUACUUAAUAAUAUUAUACCAAUUAUUAUCCUUAAUAGUAAAUGAAUGAAUAAUUACAAAAUUAAACAUACCCCCAAACAUACACUUUUGCAGACGAUUAAGCAAAACGAUCAGGAAAAUCAAACUCUAUAGUCGAAAAUCAUGUUGUAGGAGAAAGUCAUAGUGUUACUUAUAAUCAAUAUAGACCUCAGGUAGUUGAAAAUAUCACUAAAAAUACUUAUGUUGUUAAUGGUUAAGAUUAAAAUGGAUAAUAAAUGUCAGCUUAAGAAAGGGAGGCUUAUAUUUAGAAAAUUUUAAAUGAAGCAAGAUAAGUUGCUUAAACAGGAAAUACAUAUACUACUAAUAAUUAUACAACUAGUAAUGUAGAAUGA